Molecule: messenger RNA, 1052 nt
Organism: Xenia sp. Carnegie-2017
Lineage: Eukaryota; Metazoa; Cnidaria; Anthozoa; Malacalcyonacea; Xeniidae
Product: glutathione S-transferase P 1-like
Exons: 8
Coding region: 40-993 (317 amino acids)
Biological process (GO): glutathione metabolic process
Molecular function (GO): glutathione transferase activity
Source: RefSeq, a predicted model, not a curated record
AUAUGACUCGGUUGUGUCAUCAUCAUAAUCAAUAUCACAAUGGCAGCCAAUCGUCGCUAUAAACUGAGUUAUUUUCCUGUUCGAGCAAGAGCUGAACCGAUUCGCAUUAUUUUGUCUUUGGCUGGAGUUGAUUGGGAAGAUAAUCGGAAUCUUGGUGGAAAAGAUAUAACUGCUUUAAAUGAAGAGGGCAUACCUCCUUUUGGUCAGUUACCAAUCCUUGAGUUCGACGAUGUGAUCUUAGCUCAAAGUAUGGCUAUUCUUCGCUUCUUGUCAAGAGAGCAUGGGUUUGUUCCUGAAAGUAGUUUGGAAAUUGCAAUUGCUGAUAGCAUUGUUGAUCAAAUACAAGAUUGUGUGUUAGAAGCUGUUAAACCUUGUUAUAUUAAGGAUCCUAAAGAAGUGGAAAAAAUGGAGCAGGACCUGAAUGAUAAUUAUUACCCCCCAAAUCUGUCAUAUUUUGAAAAGAUAUUUCAAAAAAAUUGCAAAGGGAAGACAUAUUUCUUUGGAGAGAAGGUGACGUAUGCUGACAUUAACUUUUUUUGUUUUGUUAAUGGUUUUAUUCUUUCUGGUCAACUGGAAGUUCCACCAAUGCUUGCCAAUUAUCCAGGUCUAACAAAGACUUACACUGCAAUGUUGAAUGAACCAAAACUUCAAAAUUACCUCAAGAAUAGGCCCAAAUCUAAACGUAACAAAAGUCCUGAAAAGGAAAAAGUAAAGCAAGACCUGAAUGAUAAUUAUUUACCCAAAAAUCUGUCAUAUUUUGAAAAGAUAUUUCAAAAAAAUUGCAAAGGGAAGACAUAUUUCUUUGGAGAGAAGGUGACAUAUGCUGACAUUAACUUUUUUUGUUUUGUUAAUGGUUUUAUUCUUUCUGGUCAACUGGAAGUUCCACCAAUACUUGCCAAUUAUCCAGGUCUAACAAAGACUUAUACUGCAAUGUUGAAUGAACCAAAACUUCAAAAUUACCUCAAGAAUAGGCCCAAGACUGAUGGACGUUGAUUGAUGUCACAUGUUGUAGAUGUAGAUCAUUCAGGUUAGUAGAGUGCUGAGGACUGCUU